Molecule: messenger RNA, 1527 nt
Organism: Penicillium argentinense
Lineage: Eukaryota; Fungi; Ascomycota; Eurotiomycetes; Eurotiales; Aspergillaceae
Product: cytochrome P450
Exons: 5
Molecular function (GO): oxidoreductase activity, acting on paired donors, with incorporation or reduction of molecular oxygen; heme binding; monooxygenase activity
Source: RefSeq, a predicted model, not a curated record
AUGGCUUUCAUUUCUUUGUUCACAGCUUUGACUGGGGUUGUUGCCUACUUCAUCACAAGCUGCAUCUACCGACUCUUCUUCCACCCUCUUUCGAAGAUCCCUGGACCCAAGCUCGUAGCUAUCUCGUACCUCCCCGAGUUCUACUAUGAUGUUAUCAAACGGGGUAUGUACCUGUGGCAGGUAGAGAAGAUGCAUCAGCAAUACGGCCCUAUAGUCAGAAUAAACCCGCGUGAAGUUCACAUCAGUGAUCCAGCCUUUUAUGACGAGAUCUACGCCGGCGGCAAGAGAAUCCGCAAUAAGGACCCGUAUUGGACCGCUGCACUCUUGACGCCCGGUGCUAUGGCAUCGACAAAUGACCACGAACAGCACCGGCUCAGACGGGGUGUACUGAGUAAUUUCUUCUCGAAACGCUCCGUCACAAAUCUGGAAUCCACCAUCCAGGCAAAGGUCGACUUGCUCAAGGACCGCUUCGUGGAAGCCUACCACGAGGACACAAUCUUGAAUCUUCCACCUGUCUUUGCAGCCUUGACGGCAGAUGUCAUUACGCAUUACUGCCACGGCGAAUCGAGAGGGUAUCUCGUUGCUCCAGAUUUCAAGAAUGACCACAUGGAAGCACUCGACUCACUGUUUACCAUGUUUCACCUAAACCGAUUCUUACCGGUCUUUGCGCAUCUACUCGCGAGGAUGCCCUUGGAGUUUAUGAGCAAGUGGGGUAUUCUCUCUGGGACGCUUGGGGAAAUCGUUGAGGCUAGACUCUCGACUCGAAGGCAGGCUGCUGAGGUGCUGAAGGGGAAGAAAGAGAAGACUUCUGGGCCGGAGACUCUUUUCGAUGCUCUGACUGCGGAUGAUAUUCCCGAAGAAGAAAAGACUUUGGAUCGACUUGAUGAUGAGGCUUCGGUUUUGUUUGGGGCUGGGACGGAGACGACGGCGAGGACUUUGUCUAUUGCUUGUUUUUAUCUGGCGAAGGAUCCGAAAUUGAUGGAAAGACUGCGUGGGGAGUUGAAAUUGGUUAUGCCUUCGCCUGAGAGUCGGCCGACUUGGUCCCAGUUGGAGCAGCUACCAAUUCUGGGAGCUGUUAUUCAAGAGGCACUGCGCCUGUCUUAUGGACUGAGUGGUCGCUUGCCUCGGAUCGCACCUGCGGAGACUUUGAUCUAUAAGCAGUAUCACAUUCCACCAGGAAUUCCUGGAAAGACCCCUGUCAGUCAGUCAAUAUACUUUGUUCACCACGAUCCAUCAAUCUUUCCGGAUCCAGAGAAAUUUCAUCCUGAAAGAUGGAUCCAGGCUGCGGAUGACGGUGUCAAUUUGAAAAGAUACAUGGUUUCUUUCAACAAAGGAAGUAGACAAUGUCUGGGAAUGAAUCUUGCAUAUGCGGAGAUGUAUCUGGCAUUGGCGAUGUUCGCACGGAACUUCGACAUUGGUCUAUUCGAUACGACGGAAGAUAAUAUCCGACUCGGUCGGGAUUUGUCACUUCCUUAUCCGACCGAAGGAAGAUUCGCUACUCGGGUCAGAGUGACGGGGCUGGUGGAA